CAGGGGGAUAGAGUAAAGAGAGACUCCAGAGUGAGUGACGCUGGUUGUGGCAACUGGCAACAAACCAACAGUAAUGUCUCUGGUUAUGGCAGCUUCAUCUCCAUUAUUUUUCUCACCUUCUCUACUUCCAUGGCUUCCUCGCCAUCACCAACUACACCGUCAAUGUCACUAUGGAACUACUUCUAUUCCUAGACCUAGUAGCCUAAUUCUGUCUCCUCGUUACUCACUUCAAAUGUCUGUGUCAUCCUCAAUUACAAGUACCACCACUUCUACUUCCACUCCUCCUUCUGGAAAAGUUUUGGAGGUGAGCGAAAUCAAAGAGAAAUCCCGUAAAUGGCUGUGGAGAGACCGCUACUCAAUCAAUUACUUGGUUCAACCUCCAUUAUCGGGAAGCGGAGAUGUUCGCCGCCCACCUUUGCUCCUUGUACAUGGUUUUGGUGCUUCUAUUCCUCACUGGAGAAGGAAUAUCACAACGUUGGCCCAAGAUCACACGGUCUAUGCAAUUGAUCUUCUUGGAUUUGGUUUAUCUGAAAAGCCAGCAGGAUUUAUGUAUACUAUGGAAGUUUGGGCAGGGAUCACUCCACUUGGCUCAUUUUCAACAGUUGAUCUUGGAUUUCCUGAAUGAAGUUGUUCAAGAGCCAGCUGUUCUUGUAGGCAAUUCUGUCGGAAGUCUUGCCUGUGUAAUUAGUACCUCAGAAUCAUGUCAAAGAUCUAAACCUCUUGUCAAGGGACUUGUCUUGUUAAAUUGUUCUGGUGGCAUGAAUAACAAAGCAAUUGUCGAUGAUUGGAGAAUCAAACUGCUCUUACCUCUACUUUGGUUGGUCGACUUUCUCCUGAUGCAAAAAGCUAUAGCAUCAGCUAUCUUUGAACGUGCGAAACAAAGAGAGAACUUGCGCAAUGUCUUAAUGUCUGUCUACGGUAAUAAAGAAUCUGUUGAUGACACAUUGGUUGAGAUCAUUAAGGAACCUGCCGAUGAUGAAGGUGCACUGGAUGCUUUUGUUUCAAUCAUAACCGGACCUCCAGGACCAAGUCCAGUCAAGUUGAUGCCCAAAAUUUUAGUACCUACUCUGGUUUUGUGGGGUGAUCAAGAUCCAUUUACUCCACUUGAUGGUCCUGUCGGUAAAUACUUCAUGGCGUUGCCUUCAAGCAACCCAAAUGUGACUCUUUUCGUCCUCAAUGGUGUCGGGCACUGUCCUCAUGAUGAUAGACCUGCUCCCGUCCAUGAAAAGUUGCUUCCCUGGUUGGCUGAUCUUCCUGCUGCUUAAGACUUUAUACAUAGUUUUUUGUAUUAUUUCGUUUCAAAGAAUUACAUUAUUGUUAUACUAUGUAUAGCAAGUUUCUCUUCUCAAUGAAGGCAAUCAAAGAAAUAAGGGUAGCAAAGGUAAAACCAGGCAAAAGUCUUGUAUAGAAUUAUGCGAUUAAUACAAUUAUUUGCAACAAAUUCCAUCUUUUCUGCAACAAAUUCCAUCUUUUCUGGGAUA
This is a messenger RNA of Amaranthus tricolor (Joseph's coat), 1481 nucleotides long. RefSeq lists its product as uncharacterized. NCBI's taxonomy places the organism in Eukaryota, Viridiplantae, Streptophyta, Magnoliopsida, Caryophyllales, Amaranthaceae. The transcript is spliced from 6 exons. Gene Ontology annotation, molecular function: chlorophyllase activity. The coding region runs from base 399 to 1265 and encodes 288 amino acids. Gene Ontology annotation, biological process: chlorophyll metabolic process. Gene Ontology annotation, cellular component: chloroplast. The record is from RefSeq and is a predicted model, not a curated record.